Bathycoccus prasinos is the source of this 2463-nucleotide messenger RNA. RefSeq lists its product with no specific name. The coding region runs from base 1 to 2463 and encodes 820 amino acids. The record is from RefSeq and is a predicted model, not a curated record. NCBI's taxonomy places the organism in Eukaryota, Viridiplantae, Chlorophyta, Mamiellophyceae, Mamiellales, Bathycoccaceae. The transcript has a single exon.
AUGCCACCUCUACCUCCUCGCCAAAACGAAAAUGACGAGCACAGCGGCGUGAACAACACCUCAAUCGAUUUAACGUUGACGGAAUCUGAGCUCCAAAUCAUCCACGCCUUUCGCAGUCUCACGAAUCCCGUCAUCGAAUGUUCGCACAUGCUCUCGCCGUUCGCGGCGUACAUCUCCCACCAGAUGGCGAUGACCACGUCGCAAAUCACACGAACGACGUGGUUUAUCGCGCGGUACUGGUGGUUGAGACAUUCGAGGCGAAGGUACGGACCCGUGGUUGCCUCGCUGGCGAUUGGCGGGGUGGUUAUGCAACACAAACGGAGGAAAGUUGGAGGAGCAGUUGGGGAAGUUGGUGGGGCAGUUCCCCUGAUGUGCUCGACGACGGGAUUGGAAAUCGGGAAAGGAUUGAAACUGUUUUUACACUUAGCGAGAAAACUAACGACCCCAGAUCCGCUUCCAGAAUUCACCGGGUCGAUGAUACUCUUCGUCGCCGCGUUUGCGCCGCACAAAGCGUUGGUUCGACGGUUUUUGAAACUCGCGGCGAAGGUGUGCAAGAUACCGAGGAUACGGAAGACGUUGCAGAAAAACGGGAAGAAGUUGGCGAAACUUUUGGCGCAGAAUAAAGCAAAGAACGAGGUGUUUAGCUAUCGCCAGGCGCUGAACGAGGCGUGGAAAGAGUUGGAGAGUUCGCUGGCGCCGGACGUGUUGCAGAGCAUGCGGGUGGCGGAGAGGAGGGCGGCGGCGAUUGCGCACGGCGCGUUUGAGGAGGACGACGCGGACGCGUUGUUUUUUAGCGAAGAGAAAGAAGAUAGCGAUGAUGAUGAUGACGAUGAGGUCACGCGUAACAAUAAUAAUAACAGCAGUAGCAGUAGUAAUAGUAGCGCGAAUAAUGAGUGGAGGAGAAGGAAUAAUAAGUUUGGGCCGAAACUCCCCGAACGAAAGAAGAAGGAGAAACAGGAGCAGCCGCAGCAGCGGCACAAGAGGAAACCGUCGACGUUACAACGCGUCGGAUCGUUGGUAAACGUGGUCACGGGUGGUGGGAAAGGUAAAGGUGACUGUGGCGAUGAGGAUAUAGGAGUAGAGGGAGAGGAUGAAAACGAUGGGAGUAGAGCUCUGGUCACUUUUGAUGCGCUGCAAACGCAUAAGAGUCCUCGCGCCUCGAGAAGCAGAUGGUUCGAUACGCCCUCGGAUGCAGAAGAGGAAGAUAUAGACGAAGAAAUCGACGAUAUUAUCCGGAAUCGAAUCGCUAGAAAUAAUAAUAAUAAUAAUAAUAAUAAUAACAGCAAAAGUAAACGCGCAGUUGCGAACAACAAGAACAAAAAAGAUAAGAGUGGCUCGAACGGCUUAAAAAGGAACGGCGUUUUGUCCAUCGUUCAAAGAUCGGUGUUACACUUGGUAGAGGAUGUGAGGUGUUUUCCGCAAGACGCGGUCGAUUACGUCUUCCUCGGCGACGCUGGAUUACCCCUCGCGAAACUUCCGAGAGAGUCAGAGGUCGAACGGUUCAUCCGCGCGAUUGAAACCGAAGCGAAGGAUUGUUUCACGCACGUCCAGUUGGCGUGUUUUUUGAUGCAACGACAAAACAAAAUCGACAUUGCGGCCGAAGCCGUCGAACGGUCCGCGAAAUGGAGAAGCGGAUACAAAUUUCUCGACGACCGCGCGUUGAAAAAGUUUCAAAAUGUCAUCUUUCGUCAUCGAAGAUUACCGAGAGGGGGCGCGCAAGUCAUUUUCCGUUUGCGCGCGGCGCACGAUAUGAUUUUGAAGAAAUCGAGCAUGGAUUCCUCUCUGAAUUUAGAGAUUGUUGUCUGUGCUAUCGUCUCAGUCGUCGAACGCGAGUGGCAGAAACUUCGCGCGUCUGGGAACGGACGUUUGCGUGGAGGUAUCGUUUGUGUCGUUGAUUGUGCUGGGUUGGAUAUAACCGCGCUUCCGAUUUCGCUCGUCGCCGCGACGUUGCGACUUUUAGACGCUAACUAUCCAGAGUUAGCGGCGGAAGUACACGUCACUUCAGUCUGGUGGGCUGCGAAAAGAGCUCUGAAAGCGUUACUCGAUGGCGUCUCGACUUCGUCAAGAGCUCGCGUGCACAUUUACAAAUCUGGAAACAGCGGAACGGAGAAGUUACUGGACCAUUUCGCGAGACAUCAAUUGCCUUCCUGCAUCGCCGGAGGCACGUGUAAAUGCCGAAGAUGUAAAUCGCUUCCCACCGCGCAAAUGUUUCGCACGAGAGAAGGGACGUGGCGAGACAUUCCUUGGGGAGAAAUGAAUGCGAGUCAACGCAGACAGUACGUCCGACAUCAUUUCGUGUACCUGGUUGGUUUGUGUGCGUUUUACCCGAUGCACUUUGCACGGAUGACUGCGCACCCUUUCUUGGUUUCCGCGGUAAAACUCGAUUCGCGAAUGUCGCGGCGAACACGAAUAAUGGUGUGGCGAACAGUUAUGAGUGCCAUCGUGUUGCUCGUCACGUUUUGA